Caenorhabditis briggsae is the source of this 369-nucleotide messenger RNA. The transcript has 2 exons. The record is from RefSeq and is a predicted model, not a curated record. Lineage: Eukaryota; Metazoa; Nematoda; Chromadorea; Rhabditida; Rhabditidae. Bases 1 to 369 code for a protein of 122 amino acids.
AUGUCCUUGAAUGUACUCGACCUCGAAGAACUUCAUACUCCAGAGACUAGAACAGAGGAAUGCGAGGUGAAAAAGGGAAAGAACGGAAACGGGUUUAUUUGCCGUGUAUUUUUGAUUUUGGGGUUACUAAACUACAAAAAAUGCUCACCGGUACCACGAAUCCGAAUUUGGAUGAUUUUGGUUGGAGCACUUUUGUGUUUGGAAAGAGGAAUAGCCAUUCGACGGCUGAUUUCAAAAUCAAUAUUUGAUAAAGAAGAUAUUGAAUUAUCAGAUCAUGAAGCCUGUUUCAGACGGGAAACAAAAAGGAAACAAUUGAAAUCAAGACCGGUAUCCCAGGAUUUCAUAUGGCUGCUUUUAGUGGUUUUGUGA